CACUAUACAGGCCCGUUCGCUCCUCAUUCCACGCCCAUAUAUCUUCACAAAUUCCUCUCGGUCGCAGCAGACAGAGAACCGCCUCCGCAUCAGGACCAAACAGGUGUUGUCGAAUGGUUUCCUCAUCCCAUGCACCCUUGUUAGUAUCAAGCAGAUCAGCCACCAGAACUGGGCUGACAGCUUCGUCCAUGAGCCUUCCCAUUGGUUUUAGAUAGGACAUAUUAGGUAGCCAAUUGUCUAGCUAUAGACGGACGUGGACUGGCCAUCGCCAAUUCUUCUAAUGAGGCCUUGUUUUAACACAUUUCUCCCACACAUAAUUGAUUUCCAAGUUCUGGAGACACUCUUUGGGCACCCCGCCGAUAGGACAUCACCAUCGGGGAAGACGGGAAGUACCUCCCUCUCAACACCCAAGCACAAAGGAUCUCCGGUUUCUCAAGCAGACGCCAAACUUGUUUGCCCAACAUCGCGUCAUUAAACAAUUAGAAGUCACAGAAACCCAGCGCGCCCGCCAGCACACUUCGGAACCGCCAGUCACUGCCGCGACUGGGAGUGCAUCCCUCUCUUAUCAAGUGAACCACUCCACCAGAAUUUUGACAUCACUGUCGUUAGUUUGGAGCACAACCCUUAGUGAGUUUGAAACAACUCAUAAUAGAGACGUUUUAUUUUUCAUAUCUCGAUGAUGAUCAGCAUCAACGGAUGCCUGCCUCUUACAAACGAAUAAUAAACGCGAGUCUCUAAACACGAACAUACGCGGGUCAUGACAAGAAGAAGAAGCAAAACGUGAUGGCGUACCGUGUAGUACCGCAGGACAGGAAAAGGCAGGGUCUGUCCCGUGAACGCAUCAUCAGCGGCCCUGUUAAGGGAGGACCGGAAACCGAAAAACCCUCUUUCAAAUCCAAUUUAUACUUUGCUGCUUCAGUUAUAGACUUUGCACGAACACAACACAACAAGGGGGGACAGAAAGCGAGCGAGCAAGCAAUGCAGGACGCCGCCGCCCAUGACCCCAGCAGAACCUUCUACUCCGCCGCCGCCGGGGUCUAUUCCAGCACCCACGCCCCCGUCCCGCUCCCCGCCGACCCCGGCCUCUCCCUCGUCCCCCACCUCUUCUCCCGCCUCCCCCUCGACGCGGCCCCGCAUUCCCUCCUCCUCCGCGACGCCGCGACCGGCGCCUCCCUCACCCGCGCCGACCUCCGCCGCCUCGUCUCCUCCCUCGCGCAUGGCCUCCGCCAGACCCACCGCGUCCGUGCCGGCGCGGUCGUGCUCCUCGUCCUCCCCAACUCCAUCGCCUUCCCCAUCGCCUUCCUCGCCGUGCUCGCCGCCGGCGCCGUCGCCACCACGAUGAACCCCUACAGCAGCUCCGCCGAGAUCGCCGACCGCGUCAGGGAAACCCGCCCGUGCCUCGUCCUCGCCUCGCGCGACAACGUCUCGAAGCUCCCGCCCUUCGCCGGCGCACCCGUCGUCCUCGUGCCCCAUCUGCUUACUGCCGCCCCGGCGGACGAACAGUUCGCGCCCUUCCACGCGCUGCUCGGUUCCGGCGCCGGUGACGAGUUCCCGUCGGCGGAGGUCGGCCAGGAUGACGCCGCCGCCGUGCUCUACUCGUCGGGGACCAGCGGCCGGAGCAAGGGCGUCGUGCUCACGCACCGCAACCUCAUCACCAUGGUCGAGCUCUUCGUGCGCUUCGAGGUGUCCCAGUACGCGCGACCUGCUUGCGACAAUGUCUACCUGGCCGCGCUGCCCAUGUUCCACGUCUACGGCCUCUCCCUCUUCGCCGUCGGCCUCCUUUCGCUCGGCUCCACCGUCGUCGUCAUGAACAGGUUCGACGUCGGCGAGGCCGUCAGUGCCAUCCACAGGUACAAGGUCACGCACUUGCCACUCGUGCCGCCCAUCAUGACGGCGCUGCUCAGGGCCAAGGCCACCGCAGGGGCAGGCGCCUUGCCGUUGGGGUCCCUUGUGCAGGUCUCCUCUGGUGCAGCUCCGCUCAGCGGCAGACUCAUACAAGAUUUCAUCAAGGCUUUUCCACACGUCGAUUUCAUUCAGGGGUAUGGCAUGACAGAAUCUACUGCUGUGGGAACCCGCGGCUUCAAUUCUUCAAAGCACAAGAAUUAUGCCUCAGUAGGUCUUUUAGCACCAAACAUGCAUGCCAAAAUUGUUGAACUGGAAACUGGCUUCUGUUUACCUCCAGGCUCUUGUGGGGAGUUGUGGCUCCAUGGUCCAGCUGUAAUGAAAGGUUACCUGACUGAUGAGGAUGUGUGCACAAGAAAGGAUGGCUGGCUGCGGACUGGUGACCUUGCUUACUUUGAUUCCGAUGGGUACUUGUACAUAGCGGGCCGUUUGAAAGACACUAUCAAGUAUAAAGGAUUUCAGAUAGCUCCGGCUGACCUUGAAGAAGUUUUGGUCCAGCACCCUGAAGUUGUUGAUGUUGCUGUGACAUCUGCCGAAGAUGAAGAAGCUGGAGAGAUACCAAUAGCAUUCGUGGUGAGGAAAUCUGGAAGCACUCUGACUUGUGUGCAAGUGAUGGAGUAUGUGGCCAAGCAGGUAAAAAGAUGGUGUCGCCGCACAAGAAAGUUCGCAGGGUAAUAUUCGUGAAUGCAAUACCCAAAUCGGCUGCUGGCAAGGUUCUGAGAAGGCUUCUCAAGGACUCUCUCCACCACCUUGAUGUUGAUUCUCCUUCCAGUUCCAAUCCCAGUUCCAGAUUGUGACCAGAGAUUUCUGGUGACAGGAUGAGUCGAUCAAUGGAACAGAACAGAAUGGAAUGGAAUGCUGAAUGCAUGCUGCUGCGUAUAGAAUUGGAUCGUUGAAACGAGAGAAAGAAUAUUGAUUGAUAAAUUAUUGUGUUGCAAUUUAUUUUUUCUUUCGCUGGAGAUUGAGUAUAACUGAUAUGGAAGCAACUCGAUGAGUUUUAUAGUGGAGUAACAAGAAUUACAAGACUCGGAUCAAUAGAAUGGAAUUCACUGUGACGCGUUAGUGCUAA
This is a messenger RNA of Brachypodium distachyon (stiff brome), 2971 nucleotides long. RefSeq names its product 4-coumarate--CoA ligase-like 3. The record is from RefSeq and is a predicted model, not a curated record. Gene Ontology annotation, biological process: ubiquinone biosynthetic process. Gene Ontology annotation, molecular function: CoA-ligase activity. Lineage: Eukaryota; Viridiplantae; Streptophyta; Magnoliopsida; Poales; Poaceae. The transcript is spliced from 6 exons. Gene Ontology annotation, cellular component: peroxisome. The coding region runs from base 784 to 2577 and encodes 597 amino acids.